AUGACCAACCCAACCACAAACCCAGACCACUACCCCCCCAUCACCACCUCCCCCUCCCCCUCCCCCACCCCAACCCCAAAAAACCUAGCCUUCAUCCUCUACCCCGGCUUCCAAUCCAUCGACCUCUUCGGCCCCCUCGACAUGCUCGCCCUCCUCGCCAACCGCACCCCCUUGAACCUCUACCUCGUCUCCCCGGGCCCCUCGCUCGCCCCCGUCUCAACGGCGCACCACGUCUGGGCGAAGGUCGGGUCCAGGUUCGGCACCGAGGUCGUGCCGACGCAUACGUUGGACGAUGUGGCGUGGGGGGAUAUCGAUAUGGUGCUUGUGCCGGGCGGGAUUGGGGCGAGGGAUGAGGAGAGUGCGGAUGUGGGGAGGGUGGUUGAGUUUGUUAAGGGGAACGAGAAGGAGAAGAAGAGGUGGUUGUUGAGUGUUUGCACGGGGAGCCAUCUGUUGGCUAAGGCGGGCGUGUUGGACGGGAGAAAAGCGACGACGAACAAGCGCGUUUUCGGCUGGGUAAAAGCCCGCCACCCCUCCGUCCACUGGAUCGCCAAAGCCCGCUGGGUCGCCGACGGCAACAUCUGGACGAGCUCUGGCAUCUCGGCGGGCAUCGACCUCGCGCUGGCGUGGAUCGCGCACGUCUGGGGCGAGGAGACGGCUACUCUGCUCGCUGACAGUAGCGAGUAUGAGUGGAACAGGGAUCCGGAGAAUGAUCGGUUUGCUGAGCGGUGGGGGGCGGUGUAGAGGGGAAGGUAAGGCAAGACUUUAGGUUGAUGGUAUUGCAUGGGAUGGAAGAUUGGAGGAGGGUGGAGGGUAUGGCGUGGAAUGACCGGUGGAAAUGGUGGGACUGUAGAACGUUGUUUUGCUGCCUAUAAGCCCACCAAUACUUCUAAGACGACCGUCUGCCCAUAUUCAAGUAAUCAAUCCCGCUAGACGCAUAUUGGGAAUAAGCAAUUGUCCAAAAACCUUCCCACAGGCCCUUCAAUACCGCUAAGACUUAAAACGUACCAUAGUCAUUAUUGGUAGAAGCAUAAGCAUGACAAGAGUCCUGAAUU
Molecule: messenger RNA, 1052 nt
Organism: Westerdykella ornata
Lineage: Eukaryota; Fungi; Ascomycota; Dothideomycetes; Pleosporales; Sporormiaceae
Product: class I glutamine amidotransferase-like protein
Exons: 3
Coding region: 1-741 (246 amino acids)
Source: RefSeq, a predicted model, not a curated record